AUGCCCAUUAGCGUCCAAGUUAAUCGUUUUCGUUGUCGGCAUCCCAGAUGUAGCGGCAGUGUUGAUACUUUCUCUCUCUUCACAGCUCAAGAACAUAUAGCUCAACACUUUUCACAGGACUGUAGUAAUAAAAGUCUAAAAAAUUUACAUUAUGCUUACGAGUGUCCAGUCUGUCGGAUAGGGUUUGUUACGAAAUUUUAUGCCGUAGAUCAUUAUAUGACAAAACAUCAUAAUGUUCGACAGCUGUUCGAAAACUAUUCUCAAAUUAAUAGAGAUCACACUGAUCGUUACCUUUUGUUUUCAAAUGUGUACAUGGCAGCUUACUUAGAAGUAGUACUGCAAAACAAAACAAUUGAAAUGGGAAGUGCUCCGAUGCCAAUACAAGCGAAUAUCGGUUAUGACAAUCGACCGCGAUCGGAGCCGUAUAGACCUCCUGCUCCAACUGGUACUAUUGGAUAUCAGAACGAUCCGUAUGGAACAGAUCCUUACGGAGUUGAUCCAUUUGGAAAUGGUUCGGAUGACUUCAGAUCCCCAUCACGUAACACCAGGUCACCAGUCAGGUCUCCGGCGUAUAGAUCAGGUCCUCCAGCCAGCGCAUUCUCAUCGAUGAGGGAAAGAACCAAUAGCGGUGUGGAACAAAGUUCGAUGUCAGGAGAAUACUCGAAUGGAUUUAUGGAGAAUAGAAGAAUGAAGAGUCCGGAUGGUCGGGAUAACAAAAAAAGUCGUGGUAGGGGUGGACCAGGUGGUGGAAGAGGGAACCGACGAGAGCCAAUGUGUGUGAUUGAUAGUAAUUCGAGACGUGAAAGAAAUGAUUGGAGCGGUGAUCCAAGACGUGGAGGGAACAAGGCAUUCGGGAAAAGACCGAACACUGACAACAAUUCUUCCUUCUAUGGAGAUCAAUCUUUUAACAAUUCUUACAGCUCAGCUCCUCAAAGUGGUUUCAAUACUUCCAAACGGGAUAGGUCCUAUUCACGCAGUCGUAGCCGUAGUGCAUCUCGAUCUCCUCCGAGAAAGAUGAACAGCGCUACGGCCGCCAGCUAUAGUGGUAAUGAUAGUUUCAUGAACAAAAAUAAUAGAGGGGCUAAGACACCUCCGAGAGAUGAUAGACGGUCUUACUCGCGUAGUGUAUCUCGAUCUCGUUCCCGGUCUCCUGUCCCACAGGCUGCCCCGGCGGUUAAUGCUUCCAACAAUACGAACUCUAGUUAUGCAGACAACAGUAAUAAACAAUCUGGAAAUGGGUACAAAACCUCACAGAACAGAAGAGGAGGAUUCGGACAAAAUAGAUUCGGAAAUAAUUCCAUGCGCAAUGACAGAACUACAUCGGGUCCACGCAGCCCUCCUAAUUCUCCCAGUAGAAAGAAAAACUUACCUUUCACACGACAGUCAGGUCCUUCUAAAAGUCGUUCUCGAUCUCGAUCUCGAUCGUUCUCGAAGAGCCCUGAAAGAUAA
Auanema sp. JU1783 is the source of this 1449-nucleotide messenger RNA. The record is from the annotation of a GenBank genome assembly. NCBI's taxonomy places the organism in Eukaryota, Metazoa, Nematoda, Chromadorea, Rhabditida, Rhabditidae.